Messenger RNA from Archocentrus centrarchus (flier cichlid), 876 nucleotides. Its product is annotated as potassium-transporting ATPase subunit beta. Bases 1 to 876 code for a protein of 291 amino acids. Gene Ontology annotation, cellular component: sodium:potassium-exchanging ATPase complex. The record is from RefSeq and is a predicted model, not a curated record. The transcript is spliced from 7 exons. NCBI's taxonomy places the organism in Eukaryota, Metazoa, Chordata, Actinopteri, Cichliformes, Cichlidae. Gene Ontology annotation, biological process: sodium ion export across plasma membrane; intracellular potassium ion homeostasis; intracellular sodium ion homeostasis. Gene Ontology annotation, molecular function: ATPase activator activity.
AUGGCCACUCUGAAGGAAAAGAGGACUUGUGGGCAGCGAUGUGAAGACUUUGGCCACUUUGUCUGGAACUCAGAAAAUGGGACGUUUAUGGGAAGAACACCAAAGAAAUGGGUGUACAUUAGUCUGUACUAUGUGGCCUUCUACGUUAUCAUGACGGGUCUCUUUUCUUUGGCAAUCUGGGUCCUCAUGUACACCUUGAGUCCCUACAGUCCUGACUACCAUGACCGACUACAAUCACCGGGGGUGAUGGUGUGGCCGAACACAUAUGGAGAGGAAGACGUUGAAAUCUCCUACAACACGUCAGACAAGGCGAACUGGAUGAAGAUGUCCCACAUCCUUCAUGAGUUCCUGGAGCCCUACAACGACACCAAGCAGCUGGAGUGUAACAGCUAUAACUGCACCAAGGGGAAGUACUUCUUCCAGAACACCUUCUCUGCCCCUCACCACACCAAGUGGGCAUGCCCCUUCAAGCAGAGCAUGCUUGGAGCGUGCUCUGGAAUUGAGGAUCCGACGUUUGGCUACAACUGCACCAUGCCUUGCGUCAUCAUCAAGAUGAACAGGAUUAUUAACUUUUUGCCUUCAAAUCACACUGACCUGCCCCCAUAUGUCAACUGCACUAUACUGGAUGGACAAGAUAGUGUGGCCAAAAUAGAGUAUUUCCCAGAUCAUGGAAUUAUGGAUCUCUCCUACUUCCCAUACUACGGAAAUCUAGCACAGCCUACUUAUAUCAACCCACUGGUGGCCGUUCGGUUCAGCCUGGUCGGAGAGAAGCAAGCCAAGAUCCAGUGCAGAGUGGUCUCUGACAAGAUCAGCUACGAAAACAUCCAUGACCCCUACGAAGGGAAAGUCAUCUUCUACCUCAAAGCAGUGAAAUGA